AUGCCAUCUUCAAUUAUGAUUCCCGAAGAUAUACCGUUUCGUGGCUACCAACUAAAAGCUCUUGGAUCAUUUAUUACCACAGAUCCAGAGAUUUCCCAGUCAAACCUGUUCAUAAGCGGGUAUUCUGGCACUGGGAAGACCCAUGUGCUGAAGAAAUUUUUCGAAUUGAAUUCUGAACAUUUAGUAUAUGCAUUUUUGAAUCCUGUAGAGUUGGUCAGUUGGAAGCCUUUGUUUCAAGCUGUGGCUAGGGUCAUUCAAUCUACUCUGAACGCAAGAGAUGAUUCUGCAUCCACAUCCAUGGAUCCCCUGCGAGUGGAAGAACCAUACCAUCUGGUCAAUUUUGUAGAACAUACUUUCAAGACACAUUCCACGGCAAAGGGAAGCAUUACUUUCUAUUUGGUUUUGGAUGGAUUUGAUUCUUUACAAGACGUGGAUUUCCAACUUCUAUUGAAAUUUUUGAAAAUUAAUGAAUUGAUAACACAGGGUGAUUUGAAAAUCAUAUAUACAGUUCAAGAUCCGUCGUUUCUUCAAAAAUAUGCAUCCUUCAGUAUACCAAAAAUCGUUUUCCCAAGAUACAAUCAAACAGAAAUUAAUAAAGUGUUACAAACAGCAAAAGUGGAUGAUUUAUCGAAUAGUACAGUUUUCCAUGAAAAAUUAAAUUCAUUCGAUAAUGGGACAAUCUCAACUGAGAUUUGUAAAAAUUUCGUGUACAAUUUCAUUAAUCUCAUAGUUCAAACGUUUCAUUCUUACACAGGUAAUAAUAUCUUUGCAUUAAGUGACCUAAUCGACUUAAAAUGGCCCUCAUAUCUAACUUAUACCAACGAGAAUAACUUUUUUGACCCAAUAGCAUUAUAUAAAUCCUCUUUGCCACUUUUCCUUAGAACCGACGACGGAUUACAAGAUGAUUCAUUGAAAUCCGUACAACUUUCUGGCAGUAAAAAUACAGAUCAAACGUACGAAUUAUCCACGAUUGCAAAAUAUUUAUUGAUUUCAGCGUACUUUUGCUCUUAUUUGGAACCAAAAUAUGAUUUAAGUAUUUUCUCUAAAAAAUCAUACAUAAAAGCAGGUAGAUCAGCAUAUGGUAGACGAAAAAGAGCAAAAACUAAUCCAAGACAUUUACAACCGUCAUUAUUUGCCAUUGAGAGAUUGUUGGCCAUAUUCCAAUCAAUUUUCCCCAGUGAUGAAUUAUUAUCUACUAAUGAAGUAGGCUCCCUAUCUUCUUUACUUGAUGAAGAAGUAUUAAUCAGAGCGAAUGUAGAAGUAUUUCAAAAUUUAGCUGAAUUGAAUUCUCUGAAAUUGAUUAUGACCACAAAUAUAAAGAACAUCGAUUUCUUAAGUUACAAAAUGAAAUGGAAGGUCAAUGUUCCCUGGGAAAUCAUAGUAGAAAUUGCCGACUCAAUCAACUUUGACAUUUCUCAGUAUUUUAGUUUUGUAGAUGAAUAG
This is a messenger RNA of Kazachstania africana CBS 2517, 1443 nucleotides long. RefSeq names its product origin recognition complex subunit 5 (gene ORC5). Gene Ontology annotation, molecular function: DNA replication origin binding. Gene Ontology annotation, biological process: DNA replication initiation; DNA replication. Gene Ontology annotation, cellular component: nuclear origin of replication recognition complex; nucleus. The coding region runs from base 1 to 1443 and encodes 480 amino acids. The transcript has a single exon. The record is from RefSeq and is a predicted model, not a curated record. Lineage: Eukaryota; Fungi; Ascomycota; Saccharomycetes; Saccharomycetales; Saccharomycetaceae.